Populus trichocarpa (black cottonwood) is the source of this 1529-nucleotide messenger RNA. Its product is annotated as 2-methyl-6-phytyl-1,4-hydroquinone methyltransferase, chloroplastic. Bases 346 to 1368 code for a protein of 340 amino acids. Gene Ontology annotation, molecular function: 2-methyl-6-phytyl-1,4-benzoquinone methyltransferase activity. Gene Ontology annotation, biological process: methylation. The record is from RefSeq and is a predicted model, not a curated record. NCBI's taxonomy places the organism in Eukaryota, Viridiplantae, Streptophyta, Magnoliopsida, Malpighiales, Salicaceae. The transcript is spliced from 3 exons.
ACCAGUGCUUUUGUUACCGGAUUGGGAUCCUUGUUUACCACCAACCCAACCCACUUCUACGCACAUAAAUCUCAAGUACCAAACCCACUGCAUGUUCUGGUAACUGGUGGUAAGCCUCCUCGACAGCUGCUCUAGGUCACUUACUGGUUCUUUUAUCUAUAUUUUGUUUCGGUUCUUGAGAGAUAUAGCGAGUAACCACAACCUUGCACACUAGAAACUUGUGCAUCAACAUCACUCUUUGAGCAACGACACACCACAGCCGAUUAAGUUUUUUGCAAGUGGGUUUUCUCUAUAAUCUCCAAAUUCAUUUCUAUUCCUCUGUGGGUUUCUUUGUUUGGUUCAGUCAUGACCUCCUCAGUGUUCAAUGGAGCUGAAAACCUCGCUCUAAUAAGAGGCAUAACCCCUAAAGGGUUAGGCUUUUUGGGGUCAGAUUUGCAAGGGAGGCACUUUUCUAAAGUGAGUUUAAUCUCUAGCACUAGAAUCUCAAAGGCAAGAACUUUAACACCCAAGUGCAGUUUAUCAGCCCCUAGGCCAGCUUCACAGCCUAGGUUUAUCCAACACAAGAAAGAGGCUUUUUGGUUCUAUAGGUUUCUUUCAAUUGUGUAUGACCAUGUCAUAAACCCUGGGCACUGGACCGAGGACAUGAGAGAUGAGGCACUUGAGCCUGCUGAUCUCAGUGACAGGAAUACGAUAGUGGUGGAUGUUGGUGGCGGCACUGGUUUCACCACUUUGGGUAUAGUUAAGCAUGUGGACGCCAAAAAUGUAACCAUCCUUGAUCAAUCUCCGCACCAGCUUGCAAAGGCCAAGCAGAAAGAGCCUUUGAAGGAUUGUAAGAUUGUUGAGGGCGAUGCCGAGGAUCUACCAUUUCCUACCGAUUAUGCUGAUAGAUAUGUGUCUGCUGGGAGUAUUGAGUACUGGCCUGAUCCCCAGCGUGGCAUCAAGGAAGCGUACAGGGUUUUGAAGCUAGAAGGUAAAGCCUGCUUAAUUGGUCCAGUGCACCCAACAUUCUGGUUGUCUCGCUUCUUUGCUGAUGUCUGGAUGCUCUUCCCUAAGGAGGAAGAGUACAUUGAGUGGUUCCAGAAGGCUGGGUUUAAGGAUGUUCAACUAAAGAGGAUUGGUCCAAAGUGGUAUCGUGGUGUUCGUAGGCACGGGCUGAUCAUGGGAUGUUCUGUAACAGGUGUUAAACCUGCAUCUGGAGAUUCUCCUUUGCAGCUUGGCCCAGAGGCAGAGGAUGUGUCAAAGCCAGCGAACCCGUUCGUCUUCUUUCUGCGCUUCAUUUUGGGUGUCAUGGCAGCAACGUACUAUGUGUUGGUUCCCAUAUAUAUGUGGCUCAAAGAUCAGAUUGUACCCAAAGGUAGACCAAUCUAAGAGAGAGGUUAGAGCUGCUUGUAGUCCUUGAGUUUCAUGCAUUCCCCUGUUUUGUUUUUCUAAUCACAAUGCUUAACUCAUAGGCAUGCUGUUAUAUCCAACCCUAGGUGGGUUUUAAACUCGAGUUGUUUAUUUAAAAUCUCCUAAAAUUAUUCGUGGCA